Baudoinia panamericana UAMH 10762 is the source of this 1800-nucleotide messenger RNA. RefSeq lists its product as uncharacterized. The transcript has 3 exons. NCBI's taxonomy places the organism in Eukaryota, Fungi, Ascomycota, Dothideomycetes, Mycosphaerellales, Teratosphaeriaceae. The record is from RefSeq and is a predicted model, not a curated record. Gene Ontology annotation, biological process: Arp2/3 complex-mediated actin nucleation. Gene Ontology annotation, molecular function: actin filament binding. The coding region runs from base 179 to 1357 and encodes 392 amino acids. Gene Ontology annotation, cellular component: actin cortical patch; Arp2/3 protein complex.
GGGAUGUGAGCUGACUAAGACUUGGUGCCUAAGGGGUGACGACAGCGCUCGCGAGAGACAUUCCCCCACACCUAAUGGAAGCGUGCGCCUGUCGCAUGAAUUAACGGCCGUUUACAUCGGAAGAAGCAUGAUCGUAAGACGGUAACAAGAGGUCACCAAACUUCGAGCAGGAGAAAAGAUGGGCAGCAUGGCAGAGGUUCCCAUUGUCCUCGAUGGAGGCACCGGCUUUCUCAAAGCCGGGUACGCUGGCCAGAACUUUCCAGACCACCAAUACCCUUCUAUAGUCGGCCGGCCCAUACUACGAACCGAAGAGCAAGCCUACAGCGAUAUCAAGCUCAAAGAUAUUAUGUGCGGUGAUGAAGCCGCAGCCGCACGAUCAAUGCUGCAAAUCACGUACCCAAUGGAGAACGGCAUAGUGAAACGAUGGGACGAUAUGCAACAACUCUGGGAUUACACUUUCUUCGAGAAGAUGCAUCUAGACCCCACAGGACGCAAGAUCUUACUCACAGAACCACCGAUGAACCCUCUGAAGAACCGGGAACAAAUGUGCGAAGUCAUGUUCGAGCGGUAUAACUUCGGUGGCGUAUACGUUGCUAUUCAAGCAGUGCUGGCACUGUACGCGCAAGGGCUGAGCUCGGGCGUGGUUGUGGACUCGGGGGAUGGUGUCACGCAUAUCGUGCCCGUUUACGAGAGUACAGUGCUCAACCAUCUGACCCGCCGUUUGGAUGUCGCUGGACGAGAUGUAACGCGCAAUCUCAUUUCGCUUCUCCUACGAAGAGGGUACGCGCUCAAUCGAACAGCGGAUUUCGAGACAGUGCGCGCAAUAAAGGAGAAGCUCUGCUACGUCUCCUACGACCUCGCAUUAGAUCAGAAGCUCAGUGAAGAAACGACAGUACUGGUAGAAAGCUACACCCUCCCAGACGGCCGCGUAAUCCGCGUAGGCAGCGAACGCUUCGAGGCACCCGAAUGUCUCUUCCAACCCCACCUCGUCGAUGUCGAACAACCAGGCAUUGCCGAAUUCCUGUUCAACACGAUUCAAUCUGCGGACGUCGACAUCCGAUCCUCGCUCUACCGCGCCAUUGUGCUUUCGGGCGGAAGCAGCAUGUAUCCUGGCCUACCGUCUCGGAUGGAGAAGGAGAUCAAGCAGUUGUGGCUCACGAAGGUGCUUGGUGGCAAUCCGGAGCGGUUGAGUAAGUUCAAAGUUAGGAUAGAGGAUCCCCCGCGGAGACGGCACAUGGUGUUUUUGGGCGGCGCGGUGUUAGCGAAUAUUAUGGCGGAUAAGGAGAAUAUGUGGGUUAGUAAGCAGGAGUGGAUGGAGCAGGGUUCGAGGGCGUUGGAAAAGUUGGGUGCGAGGUAACGAUGAAGAAAUGCAUCCUGGGCGAGGGCGAAGCAAAGGCCCUUCAACGGGUGAGUCUAUGCUUCAGCCGUUGCACCGUAAAGGCUUUGGUUCAGCGCGACCAUACUGCGCAGAGUUCGGCGUGGACGGGUAGCGAAGACUUCACCGCUCCAAGACAGCCAUCCAUUGCGCUCAGUGCGUCCGAGUCAGCCAUGGCACGAGGGUGGUAGUUUGGGAGCACAUAUGAAACUACCACGGCCAUGUGCAGAAAGUGCAAUGAGGAGCAGGCAUAGCAAUUGAGACGGAGCGAUAUAAAAAGCUUGGGUCAGUUGUACAUCGGCUUUCGCUAGUAGUCACAAUCUAUUGUCCCAUGUCGCUCAAUGCUACUGGUCCACUCGAAACUGUCUCGCCUAGUCGCCGUACAUAGCACGACCUUCCUUCGAGUUGAGGAACUCAUUCCUGCA